AUGGUGGAAGCUUUAACUUCAGGAAUUCGCCUCUCAAUCAGUGAUGUUUUGCCUCUCUGCCGUGAAUUGCUGCGAUCUGGUGGGGAGGAGGAGCAAACCCGUCUCUGCUACCGUCUUGCGCGGACGAAUUUCAUCAAUCUUACCACUGAUCUCCUAAAGGGGGAUUUUUCACAAGACCUCUGUCCCUGGACCUGUGCCAUGGAGUACUGUGAUGCCCUGCUUCUAGUACUCUCCCGCACUUUGCUCCUAGACUGCGCGGAGAAUGAGGACCUGGUUACUAAAGUCAUUUCUGCUCAUCUGGUGCUAGCCUGCCGAAUUCAGGAUCGCUACAUUCUGUCAAUGGAGGUGGCCAGUCGAACAGCGAAGACCGGUCAAAGAUUCGUCAAACUGUAUAGAAGUGCUUUAGAGAAAUUGGCCAAUUUGUGCAAGAAAUUCCACGGACUCACCGCCCUAACCCUGGAGUCACAGUGGUUCCUGCAGAUUUUUGUGACCGACUUUGAGGAGCUUUCUUUGGCAAUGUUGGAGUAUUUGCAUUCAAUCUUGGAUUAUGAAGAAGCGGGUGCGGUCAAAAACGAGGCAGUUUACACCCAAAUCUCACGUCAACGACUGAUAAUCAUCCUAGACGAGGUCGUUUAUGCUCUAUCACGGGAUUGUUCAGAUGAUCUCUUCAUUCAGAGUGUCCGUUUCCUCUGCAGAAUGAUUGAAAAAGCGGAGAAAGUGCGGGAGACCAUUUUGAGCCGUUACCGCGGACUCAAUGUCUUCCUCCUGCGUCGCUUGGCUGCUGCAGGCACUCAGCGAACUGAUCUGGCGGUUCCCAACGAGAAGCUUUUCACCCAAACCCUCGAACUAUUGAAGUACACGCGGAACGCUGAGAUCGCUGUCAGAAUCCCGAGGGAGGGACUGGCGGAGGUGCACAGGGAGGCGAGUCAAGAGGUCGCUGUAAGGCAGAAGAUGGCCAAUCGAGGGAAAAGCGAGGAC
Molecule: messenger RNA, 978 nt
Organism: Dibothriocephalus latus
Lineage: Eukaryota; Metazoa; Platyhelminthes; Cestoda; Diphyllobothriidea; Diphyllobothriidae
Source: the annotation of a GenBank genome assembly